CCAGUCAAGUGUGUAAUGAAAGUAACUCAAUGCUCAUUUGCCCAUAAGUACACAAACAAGGGGAAAGUCAAAGGUGGAGAACACAACACAAUGGCAGGGAGUGAUGAAAUAUGCUGCCUGCAUCUUAUUGGUCAAUGUGAUGAAGGUGCCGAUGCAAUUUGUGAUAAAGUUCAUAGCAGCAUGCCUUACCAGUGGCAGAGCCAGAGUCAGAAUCAGUGGAUUCCUCUGUCAGACAAUGAGGAAAUAGAGCAUGACUACUGCAACCCAGCAAAAACAAAACAUGUCGGAAACCUACUUGUAGACUUUGACACAAUGACCUGUGGAUUAGAAAAGGUUCGACGAAUUUCUACAAGUACCUCAGCACUCUCACCUGAACUCUCACCUGAACUGUCAUCACUCCUCAUAAAGUGGGUUUGGUACUGGGAAGAGGCGGCGGACACAUGGAAAGAGUUUGGGCCAUUGGCUGGUGAGUUGCAGUCCUCACCAAUCACAAGUGAUGAACUAGAGAGGCGAUAUCUCAGCGGUGAAACGACAGUAAUAUUUACAGCUGGAUCUAAUCAAUAUGAGCUGAGUUUUUUAGAUAUGCUACAAACAAAUAUCAGUACCCAAACACAGAGGUUCGUGAGAAGACGGCCAGUGCUCAUUUCAAAACCAGACGUCCAGAGGACCAGUGAAAUAUACUGCAGCAAAGUGCAAACAACAAUUCCAUUGUCUUUGCCGGAUUACUGGGACCCUCGUCAGUUGCCUAUAGUUGGAUACGAGAGAAUCGAAUUGAACUCAGUAUCUUCCGAAUACAUUGAGGUUCUCAAUUCCUUUAACAGAACCAUGGAAGGGUGUAACAAUCUGAGCAUCGAGAGAAUUCAAAAUCUGACGUUGUGGAAAAGUUUUGAUUUGCAGAAGGAUGAUAUGAAAAUAAAAUCUGUGAGGGAUGUCGAUGAAAGGCUACUCUUCCAUGGCACUAAAGCAAGAUACGUGGAUGCCAUCUGCAAGGAAAACAUAGAUAAGAGGAUAGAUGGGGAGAAUGGAACUUGGUAUGGUGAAGGAUCUUAUUUUGCCAGAGAUGCCAAGUAUUCUAAUCAAUUCACCGAUAAGCAAGGAAGGCGAUCCAUGUUCAUGUGCCGGAUAUUGGUGGGAGACUUCACCGCAGGACGACCAGAUUACAUCGUGCCACCAUACAAAGUGGAACAGCUUGUAGCCUUUGAUAGCUGUGUUGACAAGGUGGAUGAUCCCAACAUAUUUGUCAUUUUUGAGAAGAACCAGAUUUACCCUGAGUACCUCAUUCAGUAUGAAGAACCCGUAGUUCAGAUUCAACAUGUUGUACCCAAAUCAGGUACAUGUGGCUGUGACCGCAUAGGCUGUGGGAACUGUCUGCAGUAUUUCUUAUGCUGCAGCUGUAACAAUUAACGUAUGUCCUAAAAGCUAUGUAACUUCCUUGAAAGAGAAGGUAAGGUUAUUCAUCAAUGAGUGCAUCCACUGACACAAGAGGUGGUAAACUCUCCACCAGUAAUGCAAAUUGGGAAAAUUGUCUUACUGAAUUUACCUUUGUAUCUUUUUUCAAUUUAGUUUAACAUGAUAUCAUGCUCAUCAUUGAAUUUUUAGACAUAUCAUUGUAUGUCUGCUUCCAUGUGUAGCCUACUUUAUGUAUGUGUAAAGGUCAACAAUGUUUAAUAUUUUCCCAUAUAAUCAUCCACUGAUGUUGACAUAGCACCAUAGUUAAAAGCAUCCAUUGCAUCA
Molecule: messenger RNA, 1734 nt
Organism: Sardina pilchardus (European sardine)
Lineage: Eukaryota; Metazoa; Chordata; Actinopteri; Clupeiformes; Clupeidae
Product: protein mono-ADP-ribosyltransferase PARP12-like
Exons: 10
Coding region: 16-1404 (462 amino acids)
Cellular component (GO): nucleus
Molecular function (GO): NAD+-protein mono-ADP-ribosyltransferase activity; NAD+ poly-ADP-ribosyltransferase activity
Source: RefSeq, a predicted model, not a curated record